UCUUUUAUUUUCUUUUCUAUAUCACCCUCAAGAAACAAUGUCUCCGAAAGUUCUCCCGUGGUUAAGCCUCGUCGCUGUCCUCUGGCUUCAAUCUUUCAAUGGCACUAACUUGAGUUUCCCAGCUUACUCUUCACAGCUGAAAGAGUUUCUCUCAAUCUCUCAGUUUAAGCUAAACUAUCUCUCGUUCGCCUCCGACGCCGGGAAAGUACUCGGUUUCAUCUCCGGGAUCGCCGCCGUAUAUCUUCCUCUCCCUCUUGUCCUUCUCGUCGGAGGGUCACUAGGUUUUGCCGGCUACGGUCUCCAGUAUCUCUCCAUCGUCAAAAAUAUGUUUACAUUAUCGUUCCCACAGAUCUGGUGUCUUAGUUUCUUGGCCGGGAACAGUAUCUGUUGGAUCAACACGGCUUGUUACAUCGUGGCGAUCAACAGUUUUCCAAUGAACCGUCAAGUCGCCGUGGGGAUCACGGCGAGUUUUCAAGGUUUGAGCGGGAAGAUAUACACCGACAUGGUCAACUCGUUUUCCAACUCGUCUCCACGCGAAGCAGCUUCGGGUUAUCUCUUGCUCAACUCUCUCGUUCCAUUGGUCGCUUGUUUCGUGACGGCUCCUAUGUUGAUGAGACACGGAGGAGAUAAGACGACGUCGUCUACUAAAGAUGUUAAAGUAGGGUUCAUCGUUUUGUUCGUCUUGACUAUAGCCACGGGGAUCUACGCGGUGGCUACGAGUCUUCUCUCAGCUCCUACGGUUUUAGUACUCGUCGGCAUUACUCUGUUUCUUUUUUCUCCUAUCGGUAUACCAAUUGGAGUUUGGUUCAAAGAGUUUGUGUCCUCUAGGAAAACACAACAAAAGGUACACGAUCUUGAAGCUCCCGACAAAUUCGAACUCGUAGAAGAAGAAGAUCACACGAAAGAAGAAGAAGAAUUCGAGAAGGCAAUAGUUGGAGUUAAAGAAGAGGUCGAGUGGACACAACUAUGGAAGAAACAGGACUUUUGGAUAUAUUUUGGACUUUAUUUAUUCGGUCCAACGGUGGGGCUAGUGUUUAUGAACAACCUUGGUCAGAUUGCUGAAUCUCGCGGCUGCACCGCAACUAGUUCCUUGGUUGCUCUCGCGUCGUCGUUUGGAUUUUUUGGCCGCUUGCUUCCUUCGUUACUCGACUACUUCUUCUCUAGGAGCAAAUACAUGCCGUCAAGUCCGGUCUCUAUGGCGGUUUCAUUGGUAGCCAUGGUAGCUUCGUUUCUCCUCCUCCUGGUCGACUCCGAUAUCUCUCUAUUCAUCAGCACGGCGGUGAUCGGAGUCUUUUCCGGCGCCUUGACUUCACUAUCCGUCACAAUGACCGCAGAGCUUUUUGGGACGAAGCAUUUUGGAGUUAACCACAAUAUUGUUGUUGGAAACAUUCCCAUCGGAUCUCUUGCUUUCGGUACGUUAGCCGCUAAAGUUUACCGCGACGGAGCCGCUCUCUACGGGGAUGACGGCAAGUGUUUUGGGAUGCAUUGCUUUCAAAUCACUUUGGUAUAUUGGGGAAUGCUGUGUUCGAUAGCCGCUGUCCUCGCCACUGUUUUGUAUCUACGCAACCGCAAGUUCUAUUCACAGAAGCCGUAGAAGAAGAAGAUGAAGUAGAACAAGAAGUUUUUAAUGGCAAAACGUAGCGUUUUCCGUCGUUAUCAGGCUAAGCAAUAUGUUUUGGUAACAUCCAUAAUUUUGUAUUUAACCGAUAUAAACCGGUUUAAGAGUAACCGGUACUCAGGUUUUUUUGUAUAUGAGAUUAGUAAGGAUGUAAAAAAUUAGAUAGAGAGAAACAAAAUGAUGUAUACUGAAAUCGAAUUUUUAUAAAGAUCCUUUAU
This is a messenger RNA of Camelina sativa (false flax), 1836 nucleotides long. RefSeq names its product protein NUCLEAR FUSION DEFECTIVE 4-like. Lineage: Eukaryota; Viridiplantae; Streptophyta; Magnoliopsida; Brassicales; Brassicaceae. Gene Ontology annotation, cellular component: membrane. The record is from RefSeq and is a predicted model, not a curated record.